AUGCCCCUCCCAAAACUCAGUCCGCUUCAAUCGCGGCUUGCAGCAUCUCUUAUAGCAUCAGUCAUGCUGGUGCUCAUUUACUUCGCAUUCAUGUCACCUCACUUUGCGUACGCAGCAGAUGUUGAUUCAAUACGACCAGAAGACCACAACCAUGAGCGAUUAUUGAGGAGGCCUUUCCUGGACCCCGAUUAUGAAGAGUUGGAGUUGAGCGAACCAACAUACGAGGCGCAAUUUGCUGGAGUCGAUAGAGGGAUUAUUGGGAGAGCAACGACUGAGCCGAUCACUUUGACGAACAAUGGCAUGCAAGAGACGAAUAUUCCACAGGGACAAUUGAUGUCGUACAUGUUUUCCAAUGCCUCAUUAUGGGGAUCGCUAUCCCCGAUAAACUCUGGAUUGCCCUCUCCGAUAAUUCUCAAUGGAAAGGUCAAGAGAAGUGUGGAUGAAACCGAAAGCGCACAUGACAACGAAGACGAGGAAGAACUGAAACUUAGGUCUCGACAAUCAAAUUCUGGCAACCAACGGCUGUUAUACAUUACUGUGACUGCGUGCAAGCAACCGACAUCGAAUACGACAACGGACCCCCCUCCACAACUUCAAUUAUACGUGUCGCAGUCACAAGAUAACAUAACUCCAGGACCGGGGAAGGAUCCACAGGUCGAGAUGAAGCUGGAUGACGGCUACGCACUCUAUGCAUUCAACGCCACUGGCAAUGUUUACAUCGGAGUCUAUGGAGAGAACGUCAAUACGACAUACACAGGUGUAUGGAAUGCCCAGAUUGCCGCUUCAAUUGACCAGCCGUACCAUUUUUUCUGGAAUAGCUCUGAUCCAAAUCUGUUCCUCGUGAGCAGUGAUAGCAAUUCGGCUCUCCUCUACACCGAUCCGUUAAUACCUGAUUCAUCGAACUCUACCCUUGCUGAGGCGUGGAUGGAUAUGACACCAGGACCUUUUACCGUUUUUGCAAGCGAUGCAAGCGACAAUUCGAUACUGGGCCUCCAAAACUCAUACUGUGGGUUGGAGACGAAAGCUCAGAUAUCUGCUUCUCGGCCAGGACAAAUUUCCAGUGAAAUAGCAACAAAAAUGACCGAUAUUGGAACUGGAAGUCUCCCCAAACAGCAAUUCUACUUGACUGGACUAGGUCCAGGAAAGACGUAUAAUAUAGCUUUGGCAAUGAAUGGGACGAUAGCCUCGGGAAACAGUGCUGUAGGAGCAGGCGGCCAAGUUUUCAGAAUGACCAACUUUACAACUUUGUCAAGCGAAAAUUGCGCUGUAAUUACUGGCCUUUCCUUUUGCGACCAGGUAGCAUAUUCUGUCCCAACAAACCCAGGAGUGUUCAACGAUACGGCCACGUUAGCAGCUUUCUACGAUAACGCUACCUCUCAAUACUAUACCUUUUUUCAGAAGGUCUUGGCACAGACCCCUUGCAAUACCACAUCCUCCGCUCAGUACUCGCUCGCAAGAACUUGUGAUGAUUGCGCAAAUGCAUACAAGGACUGGGUCUGCGCUGUGAUGAUCCCGCGCUGCACCGACUUUAGCUCCCCUGAGCCGUGGCUUCAGGCUCGAGCCAUGGGCCAACCGUUCCCCGACGGGACAUUCCUGGAUGCGGCCGACCGGGCGGAAGCAAACCUAUCCAAAGCCUUGAACGGGUCCCGUAAUCCUGCCAUAGACCAGACUAUUAUUCCGGGUCCUUACAAAGAGGUUCUUCCUUGCGAGGAUCUGUGCUACAACCUGGUGCAAAGCUGUCCUGCAAGCAUGCAAUUCGGUUGUCCUCAGCCAGGCGUUAUUGGGUUCAAUGUGAGUUAUGGAGUUAGGCCGAUGGGGAUGGCGGAUGUGAACGGGAGAUUUACAAAUAUGACCUGCAACUGGCCAGGGGUGGUGUACCACCGUGCUGCCGGUGGCAGGAUAGAACCAUCCUUGGUGUUGCUUUUGAUCUCAGCGGUACUGGGUAUGAUGAUGGGCUGA
Hyaloscypha bicolor E is the source of this 1959-nucleotide messenger RNA. RefSeq lists its product as uncharacterized. The record is from RefSeq and is a predicted model, not a curated record. The transcript has 2 exons. The coding region runs from base 1 to 1959 and encodes 652 amino acids. Gene Ontology annotation, molecular function: calcium channel activity. Gene Ontology annotation, biological process: calcium ion import across plasma membrane. NCBI's taxonomy places the organism in Eukaryota, Fungi, Ascomycota, Leotiomycetes, Helotiales, Hyaloscyphaceae.